CCGACAUGGUCUACCACGCCCUUUCAUCGACAAGGGUCGGCCGCUUUUCCGAUCAAGAAAUAGUGGAUUGAGUCACUUUACAAAAAUCGGGGUAUCACUCCGAUGUCUCCAGAUAUAAAACCCAUCGGGACUUACUGUGUAAUACACGAACAUAAGCAGUUCAUCACUCGCUACCUCACCUUCAGUAUCUCAAAAUGACCGCCUCAACAGAAUCCCCCUCCACCGCCCCCUCGGCCCCUCUCACCGACGAAAAAGUCGCCAUGCUCAACACCAAUGAAGUCAUCGCAACCUCCCAACUCCCCAGUCCCCCUCUCCGGGGCCGUAUCAACGCCGACAUCUCCAUCGCUCCAGCCUACCUUGCCGAAGACGACACCUUCGUCAACAGUCUAACCAACCUCAUCAAUGAAAUCUACACCGACGCCGAACGCGGUUUCUGGUCCAUCGACCCCUUCACCCGCACCAACCCGGCCGAGGUCCGCUCCUUCAUCACCAGCGGCACCCUAGCCGUCGCAUGGCUCCCGGGCUGUUCACGGGGGUGCAUUGAGUAUCUGUUGGGCUGCGGCCGCGUGCAACUCUUGCCUCCUCCCGAACCCUCCUCCAGGACCCCUUCCCAUUCCAACCCUGAUCCGUCCUCACUCAUCGGACAGUUCGGAUGUUUAAUCUGCCGUCCUGAAUACCGGGGUUCCGGAGUGGGGAGGGACUUGCUCAAGUUCGCCGAGGACUGGACGAGGGAGAAGGGAGGGAAGAAGAUGCAGGUGGAGCUGGUGGUGGGAGACGGGUGGGAACAUGAGGAGAAGACGAAGCUGGCGGGGUGGUACGAAAGAGCUGGGUACCAAAAUGUCAAGGAGGUAGAUUUGUCUGAGGGGAUCCCGGAGCUGGGGCCGUUGUUGGCGAGGAAGGCUAGGUAUAGGGUUUACCAGAAGCCUCUCUAAAAAGGGGAAUGGAGCAUGGAGUUGGGCAGAUCAUGAAGCGGACAUGACAGGAAGGAUGUUGGUGUGGGCUGUAUGUGACUGUACUAUUUCUCUUCACAUUCAUCAGAUCGUUGUGGUUCGUACACGUACACUACACUCCGGGUAUCUCAUCUAUUCCAUCCCCUUACUCCAAAUAGAUCUCC
This is a messenger RNA of Neurospora tetraspora, 1114 nucleotides long. RefSeq lists its product as uncharacterized. The transcript is spliced from 2 exons. Lineage: Eukaryota; Fungi; Ascomycota; Sordariomycetes; Sordariales; Sordariaceae. Bases 195 to 932 code for a protein of 245 amino acids. Gene Ontology annotation, molecular function: acyltransferase activity, transferring groups other than amino-acyl groups. The record is from RefSeq and is a predicted model, not a curated record.